This is a messenger RNA of Oncorhynchus kisutch (coho salmon), 1162 nucleotides long. Its product is annotated as rho GTPase-activating protein SYDE1-like. Lineage: Eukaryota; Metazoa; Chordata; Actinopteri; Salmoniformes; Salmonidae. The annotation marks the transcript as partial. Gene Ontology annotation, molecular function: GTPase activator activity. The record is from RefSeq and is a predicted model, not a curated record. The transcript is spliced from 4 exons. Gene Ontology annotation, cellular component: synaptic membrane. Gene Ontology annotation, biological process: regulation of Ras protein signal transduction; signal transduction; cell migration.
GUCAGAUCCCCUGUCCCCCUACACCAGUCUCUAUCCUGACAUCAAACAUCAUCACAGGUCAGUCCCUGUCCUCCUACACCAGUCUCUAUCCUGACAUCAACGUCAUCACAGGCAUUCUGAAGGACUACCUACGUGAGCUGCCAUCCUCCCUUAUCACCAGGACCUUGUACGAGGUGGUUUUGGAGGCCAUGUCUCUGAGACCUCCUCCUUCUCGCUCCUCCCCUGGAACCUCCUCUCCUGGCAGGAGCGAGGGAGACGAACAGCGCUCUCAGAGCACUGUGGCCCUACUGCAAUGUCUGCCUGAACCAGAGAGGGCCACCCUCUCUCUGCUCCUGGACCAUCUGAGCCUCGUUGCCUCCUACAGUGACUGUAACCGAAUGAACUGUCAGAACCUGGCUGUGUGUUUUGGCCCAGUGCUCCUGACCCCCACCCAGGAGUCCUGGAGACCCACUGCACCAGGACAGGGCGGGCAGGGCGGGCGCGGGGGGAGCUGUGGAAGGGGCGGACGGAGUUUUGCUCACAGCGAGGAGAUCGCCAGUGCUGUGGACUUCAAGAGACACAUCGAGGCCUUGCAUUACCUGUUGCAGCUCUGGCCCAUUCCUACAGACAGAGUGACAGACAACCCCGACCCUCCCACCCUCCUCCAGCCCUCCUCCAGUUCAGACACGCCUCCUUCCCCUCCCAGCCCCAUGCCCCAUAACCCCCUGCCUCGGCGCUGCCAGCGUGGCCUGUCGCUGCCUCUGGACCUCCCAGGGGACGACGUGGGCGUGGUGUCGCGACGUGGACGGGGCCGACUGGAGAGCCCGCCCUGUAACCGGUAUGCUGGUGACUGGAGUGUGUGUGGGCGGGACUUCCUGUCCGGAGGCGAUGCGGACUACGACGAGGUGGCAGGGAGCGACAGUGAGGAAGAGGAGGAAGAGAGGGAGGUGAAGAAGGUGGAGUGGACUCAGUACGUAGACGACUUAGUUCUGGACUUUGACGCCCCGUUUACCUGCAGACUGAGUCUCAAAGACUUUGAUACGCUGAUAUCAGACCUGGAGAGAGAGCUGUCCAAACAGAUUAACAUCUGUCUCUGAGAGGGAGAGGGAGAGGGAGAGGAGAGGAGAGGAGAGGAGGGGAGAGGAAAGGAGGGGAGGAGAGGGGAGAGGAGGGGAGGGGAGAG